This is a messenger RNA of Osmerus eperlanus (European smelt), 2006 nucleotides long. RefSeq names its product sarcoglycan, epsilon (gene sgce). NCBI's taxonomy places the organism in Eukaryota, Metazoa, Chordata, Actinopteri, Osmeriformes, Osmeridae. The coding region runs from base 313 to 1629 and encodes 438 amino acids. The record is from RefSeq and is a predicted model, not a curated record. Gene Ontology annotation, cellular component: sarcoglycan complex; membrane. The transcript has 12 exons.
ACAUAAUAUCUUAACAAAAGUCUGGGAGAAGAUCGCAUCCCAGAAGAUUGAAGGCAAGGCGUUGCCCGAUUCAGCGGCUUCGUUGCCACAGGUUUAAGUUUGACAGCCUAUAUAUUUCCUGCAGCAUCUGCGCCAGAUGUUUCCACUGUCCCCAACCAAUGACAGCUUGCUAGCUGCUCCCACAAAGCGCUACUGGAAAACGAGGAGGCGGGGAGAGGAAUGCAGAGAAGGGAUGCUUGUUAUGGCUGUCAAACCCUUAGCGAUUAGAAGAAAAACAUUUUAAAUGUGCAAUUGACGGCUAUUGGGUUCAACAUGGACGCUUCUUUUGUGGUCGUAUGGCUGUCUGUGGUGGUCACCAUCUUGUCCAGGUCUCAUGGCGACCGCAACGUCUACCCGUCUGCUGGCGUGCUGUUCGUCCACGUGCUGGAGAGAGAGUACUUCAAAGGAGAGUUCCCCCCCUACCCCAAACCAGGUGACUCUAGUAACGACCCCAUCACCUUCAACACCAACCUGAUGGGCUACCCAGACCGGCCAGGCUGGCUGCGCUACAUCCAGAGAACGUCCCACAGCGACGGAGUUCUCUACGGCUCGCCCGCGGCCGAGCACGUCGGCAAGCCCACCGUCAUAGAGAUCACGGCCUACAACAGACGCACGUUUGAGACGGCCCGCCACAACCUGGUCAUCAACAUCAUGUCCACCGAAGAGUUUCCCCUCCCCUACCAGGUGGAGUUCUACAUCAGGAACAUGAAUGUGGAGGAGAUGCUGGCCAGCGAGGUGCUGGGGGACUUCCUGGGUGCCGUGAAGAACGUGUGGCAGCCAGAACGCCUCAACGCCAUCAACAUCACGUCUGCCCUGGACCGCGGGGGGCGGGUCCCCCUGCCCAUCAACAACCUCAAGGAGGGGGUGUACGUGAUGGUGGGGGCAGACGUGCAGUUCUCCUCCUGCCUGAGAGAGGUGGAGAGCCCACACAACCAGCUCCGCUGCAGCCAGGAGAUGGAGCCGGUCAUCAGCUGUGACAAGAAGUUCAGGGCUCAGUUCCACAUCGAUUGGUGCAAGAUCUCCCUGGUGGACAUCACCAAGGUGGUCACCAUCUACAGCAACCGGCCAGACCCCGGCUUUGGGGUGUUGCCAGAUGUGGGCGAGUAUAACCCCCCUUCGGAGUCGCUGAAGAGCCGGGACUACUUUGCAGACUUCCUGGUCACGCUGGCGGUGCCGUCGGCGGUGGCUCUCGUUCUCUUCCUGAUCCUGGGGUACUCCAUGUGCUGCCGGCGGGAAGGGGUGGAAAAAAGAAACAUGCAAACAUCAGAUAUCCAGAUGGUCCACCACAGCUCCAUCCAGAAGUCCACCAAGGAGCUGAGGAGCAUGUCUAAGAGCCGGGAGAUCUCCUGGCCGCUGUCCACCCUGCCCGUGUUCAACCCCAUCAGCGGGGAGGUGGUGCCCCCGCUGCACCCCGACAGCUACGAGACCACCAGCAUGCCCCUCAUGCAGACACAGGCGAACCUGCAGAAGCAGAUGACCAUUCCCCAGCAGCAGCCUCCAGGAGAUAAUUAUUGUAUGUCAACGUUUCGGAGAUUGGAGGUAAAUGGUAUUCCUGAGGAGAGGAAGGUGGCAGAAGCACUGAACUUGUGAGCAGAACGUCGGAGCAGCUGUCGUCCGUGUCCCUUUAAACCGGUUUUAUAUGUGCCAACUUGCAUGCCCUUGCUGUCCCCUCAUAACCAACGCCUCAAUCUCCAGCUCCCCUGAUGUGCGGUGUACGACUGAAUCCAGUGUGGGUGUGUGUGUGAGAGAUAUGAAUGAGCAGCUUUACAGCAAAUAACAUUCAAUAGGAUAUUUUGGAAUAUUUUUGUGUAAAUGUUUUAACGACGUACGAUGCAUUUCCCUGAUGUUUGUAUGUUGACCUGCCUGGCCCACUCGGGCUGCGGGCGCGAGCAGGACGGGCGCCUCAUGCAGUAGAUGUUGUGUUGCUGUCGUACGUCAUGUUAAACAAUAAAGAUGUUUUGGACGGA